AUGGUGUGUCCAGUCGCUGCCCUUGCGCUUUCGUUUCUGCUCGGUUCCGCUAGUCAUGCAAACGAUUUCUACACCUAUAGAUGGAGUUGUGGUGUGGUUCAUCUACCGUCAAUCUCACGGGUAAUAAAUAUGCCACUGGAACGGACUAUUUUUCAGCUGCUUAUUUUGUACUCAGUUCCAUUAAGGCUAAUCAUACUGUUUCAACACUGUAAGUUGUUAACCCAUUGUCUAUCUGUAGCUUUGCUCUUUUUAUUAUUUAUGAUUUUUAAUUGGACCAUUCAUUUUAAGAACUACAGUAACGACAUGCGAAGGUUGGCAAUCAAUCGGCAAGGCAGAGAUUUAUGCAAUUCGGUGACCCUUAGCCAAAGCGUCCUCGUUCUGCUUAUUGAUUUCAAAGCACUCACGUUUGAAGACAAUUUAUUCUACUAA
Messenger RNA from Angiostrongylus costaricensis, 429 nucleotides. Lineage: Eukaryota; Metazoa; Nematoda; Chromadorea; Rhabditida; Metastrongylidae. The record is from the annotation of a GenBank genome assembly.